ACUUAACAUUGACAGCCAGGAAAGAAGAGGAAGAGCUGAGGCGCGUUUCUCAAGUAAAGUUAAAAACUGUCAAACAUGUUUUGCAGCAGCAGUUGUGUGUGAGGACAAAUGUCAACAUUGACUUUGACUCGAGUCGACGCGGCAGCUGAAGCUUGUGUGUGGCUGCUGCCAUGACUCAGUCUGUUAUUGUCCAGGUGGGACAGUGUGGUAACCAAAUUGGCUGCAGGUUUUGGGAUCUUGCUUUGCGUGAACACGCUCAUGUCAACAAAAGAGGAGUCUAUGAUGAGGCUCUCAGUAGCUUUUUCAGGAAUGUGGACUCAAGGAUAUCUGAUGGUGGAGCCUGUGGUGUUGGUGAGAGAAUCCAACAUCUCAAAGCCAGAGCGGUGCUGGUGGACAUGGAGGAGGGUGUGGUCAAUGAAAUCCUGCAGGGCCCAUUAAGAGAAGUGUUUGACAGCACCCAGCUCCUCACAGACGUGUCGGGCUCAGGCAACAACUGGGCAGUUGGACACAUGACGUAUGGCUCAGCCUACAGGGAGCAGAUAGUGGACAAGCUGCGGAAAGCAGCAGAGCACUGUGACUGUCUGCAGUGCUUUUUCCUCAUUCAUUCUAUGGGAGGAGGUACUGGUUCUGGCUUGGGGACCAAAGUGCUGAAACUCCUGGAGGAGGAAUUCCCUGACGUGUGCCGAAUCGUCACCUCAGUCUAUCCAUCUGCGGAGGAUGAUGUAAUCACCUCACCUUACAACAGCGUUCUUGCCAUGAAGGAGCUCACAGAGCAUGCUGACUGUGUCAUUCCUGUGGAAAACCAGUCGUUGGUUGACAUUGUGAAUAAGAUUAAAUACAUGUCUGAUGGUGGGAAGCCAGGGUCUGUGAUCAAGAGAGACAGCGCCAUCAUCUCUGGGCGAGGUGGGCUCAGUGGUGCAGAGAAGCCCUUUGAUGCUAUGAACAACAUUGUUGCUAACCUGUUGCUCAAUAUUACCAGCUCAGCCCGUUUUGAGGGUUCUCUCAACAUGGAUCUGAAUGAGAUCGCCAUGAACCUGGUGCCUUUCCCACGGUUACACUACCUGGUGCCCAGCCUCACUCCGCUCUACACACUGGCAGAUGUCAAUGUCCCUUCCAGAAGACUGGAUCAGAUGUUCAGCGAUGCCUUCAGUAAAAACCACCAGCUAAUCCGAGCCGACCCGAAGCACAGCCUCUACCUGGCUUGUGCUCUCAUGGUCAGAGGAAACGUGCAGGUGUCUGACCUCCGCAGGAACAUUGAGAGACUCAGGCCAUCGCUUCCCUUUGUCUCUUGGAACCAGGAGGGCUGGAAGACUGGCCUGUGUUCAGUGCCUCCUGUGGGUCACUCCCACUCCCUGUUAGCCUUGGCCAACAACACCUGUCUGAAGUCCACAUUUGUGGAGCUGAGCGAACGUUUCACCAAGCUCUACAGGAAGAAGGCUCAUUUACAUCACUAUCUGCAUGUAGAUGGGAUGGAGCAGAGCUGCUUUUCAGAGGCUGUCACCUCUCUCAGCUCCCUCAUUGAAGAGUAUGACCAUCUUGAUGCCACCAAGGGGAAAAUAGUGCUAGAUGCAACCAGGCUCAGCAUCGCCACAUGAAGGUUUUCCAUGUUGUGAAUCUAUUUUAUAUUAUCUAUUAUAUGUAUAUAGCAUCUUUUAUAGUUAUAAUUUCUCUUAUUGUCCAAUUUAUGACCUGAUUAAAUAUUUCCUGUGUGAAAAAAAUAACAAUUUUCUCAUUUUAUACCCAAUGGUGAUACACUGAGUAUUGAAAAUCUAUUUUCAUAAUUUGAACAAUAAAAUAAUUUAUGUCUUA
This is a messenger RNA of Solea senegalensis (Senegalese sole), 1809 nucleotides long. RefSeq names its product tubulin, epsilon 1 (gene tube1). Gene Ontology annotation, cellular component: microtubule; cytoplasm. Gene Ontology annotation, molecular function: GTP binding; structural constituent of cytoskeleton. Bases 171 to 1595 code for a protein of 474 amino acids. The transcript has 12 exons. Lineage: Eukaryota; Metazoa; Chordata; Actinopteri; Pleuronectiformes; Soleidae. The record is from RefSeq and is a predicted model, not a curated record. Gene Ontology annotation, biological process: mitotic cell cycle; microtubule cytoskeleton organization.